Molecule: messenger RNA, 3251 nt
Organism: Maylandia zebra (zebra mbuna)
Lineage: Eukaryota; Metazoa; Chordata; Actinopteri; Cichliformes; Cichlidae
Cellular component (GO): cytoplasm
Source: RefSeq, a predicted model, not a curated record
UGCAGCCUGACCUUUGACUCUGAGAUAUUGCAGACAAGCCAAGCAGCAGGGAGAGAGCAGAAACACACUCUGAGCAGCCAGCAAUUGUGACGGGCUCACUGUUUUCACGGGAUCCUCUGUCCUGCUUGCGUUGAUUUUCUAAGCAGACGUCAUCGUGAUGGAGACACAGCAAACGGCUGGAAGUUUUCCUGCGCUGAGCCAAACCACUGUCACAGCAAGUAUAACAGGGGCUACCAUGGUAUCCAUGGAUACUAUGUCUCGCUUCCACGGGGAAGGAGUUCGCUACAAAGCCAAGCUGAUUGGCAUGGACCCAGUACCCGACGCCCUCGGAGAAAAGAUGUGCAGAGACUCCAUGAUGAAACUAAAGGGCUUUGAGGUAGCAGGAAGGAAACAGGGAAUCCACAAGAGGAGAAUUUGGUUGAAAAUUUCCUCCAGUGGCUUGAAAAUUCUGGAUGAAAGGACCGGGGCUGUUCUUCACGACCAUGAGAGGAGCAGGAUCAGCUCUUUGACCAAAGAUGAGUCUGACCCCAGAGCUCUGGCUUACAUCUACCAGCAUCAAGACAACUACAUCCUCUUCUACAUCAAGAUGGCUAACCUGGCACAUCCAGUGUUCCUCGACAUCCAGGAAGUUUGUCAGCAUGUGGACCGAGAGAUCUCGCAGCAGCCUGCAGAGACACCAACACAAGGCGCUUCUUUACUGGUUCUACACAAGAGCUCAGCAGCAGAGGAACCAGCUCUUGAAGAUCUGUUCAGCCCACGGCCAGAUGUUUCAUCACAGCAGACAAAGCAGCAGCCCUCAUCCACCAAUGAGCUGAUGGAAGUGUUUUCGACCCCACUGGGGGAGCCUCUGGCACAAACUCAGAUCCCAGAGCCUCCACAGCAACAGCAAGUGCUCUCCAGCUCGCAGAUUCUCUCUAUGUUCCCCACACAUCCUGUAGGUGGCUCUCCAUACUCAUCUCCCACAUACCCUCCAGCCAGCAUGCCUUGGGGCCAGCAGGUGCUUCCAGGAAACCAGUGGGCGGCCCCGUGGCCCACUGCGCCUGGCAACAUUUCACCAUGGGCACCACCAGGUGUCACAGUAGCCCCUACAUUAAGCCAGGCUCCCAGCAUGGCCAACCCUGUGCCCGGUUUCAUGAUGGGAGGAAACGCAGCCCCUACGCCCUCUGGUGUUAACAGCUACUCCACCCCUUUAAACUCCUUAAACUCCACCCCUAUAGGAACAACAGCAGCGCCACUGUCAGUGUCCUCACCCUUGGAGAACCCCUCCCUCCUUUGAAAUGAGUGUAGAAAUAUGAAUUUAUUGAGUUCAUGUUUUGUUUUUAGAAUUUUUAGUAAAAGAAAACACCACUACACACCUACAAUGAAGCUCUAAAUUAUAGCACCAAUAUUCUUAUAUCAUUCAUUUUCUUAUAUAUUUAACUACUUCAAGGGCUGCCAUGAGAUGAGAGGUGGAGAGGUUUCAAGUCCUUCACAGGGGCUAACAGAGAUAGACAGACAACAGUUCGUGCUCAUAUCCACACCUACGGCUGAUUUAGAGUCACCUGUAAACCUAAACCGACUCUAGAAGCCAGAGAGCCCAUAGAGAACCACACAGGCACGACCAUGAGCACGCAAACGCUACUCAGAAAGCCCCCAGACUGAGCCUGAAUCCUCUUGCUGUGAGCCAACAGUGUUGACUCAUUCGCCAAUAUUGUAAACUGAAGUACAGUUAUGGUACAAAGUUUACAUCCACUCAGCAUGGGCAUGAAUAUUGUGGUAAUUUGGAGGUUUUAAUCAUUUAUUUGAACAAGAAUUGCGUGCACAAGUUUGAAUUUAUUUUGGGGGUGGGUUUCAAAAAUAUACAUACACAACCAUUAAUAUUUGGUGAAACGUUCCUUAGCAGGUUGCACCUCAAUCAGACCCUUUUGGUAGCCAUCAUCAAGCAUUUGGCAUAAUUCUGACUGGACAUUUAACCAUUCUUCUUGGCAGAAUUCAUAGACUUCAGAGUUCAGUUAAUUUUGUUCGUUUCCUGGCAUGGAUCCACCUGUUGAGUGUAGUCCACAUAUUUUCAAUAGGGUUGAGGUCAGGGCUUUGGGAAGGUCAUUUAGUUAGCCUGCUUUAUCCAUUAGGAUCAUUAUCCUGUUGGAACAUCCAGUUGUGUCCAAGUUUCAAGCAUCUAACUGUUGAUUAGAGAUUAAUUUGAUGAGCUCAGAGGUAGUGCUUCUCCUUCAUUAUUCAAUCCACUUUGUGUAAUGUACCAGUACCAUUUGCAGCAAAACAGCCCCAGAGCAUGAUGCUACCACCACCAUGCUUGACAGCUGGUACAGUGUUAUUAGGCAAAAAAUCUCAAUCUUUGUCUCAUUUGACCAUAAAACUUUUCUCCAGAAAUUGUUUGACUUGUCCAUGUGGGCAACUGCAAAUUUCAGUUGAGGUUGAAGUUGCCAGUUUUGCAGCAGGAGCUUCUUUCUUGAUCAAUACCCUCUCAGACAGCAAUACUCACUUUACUGUGGACAGUGAUGCUGCUGUUCCAGACGUUUGCAGUUCAUGGCAGGCUUGAGCCUUUUCCUUUCAUCUGAGGGUGACAGUUUGGGUCUUCUUUAGACCUUCACAAAGGGAUGAUCCUGGGAUCAUCCCUUUGUGAAGGUCUAAAGAAGUUAGAAAUGCCCCAUUAAACGUCUGGAAUAGCCUUCAGAAAGCCCCGACUUUAAACGUCUUGAAAAGUUAUGGACUACUCUUAAAAUCCAGAUCUUUGAACUCUUGUAGCUCAACAUGGCAACAGCAAAUAAAGAAAUAAAUAUUACAAUACUAUUACUAACAUUAAUAAAAGCUUAAACAGACUAACAGACAAACUGUACAAUUUUUAUUUCUAAUGAAUAUGUAAUAAAAUGUUUGUGCUGAACAGUGAAAUCUGUCAAUAAAUGCUCAGAACUUCCAACUUUAUUUUUUCAUACAAAUCCUGUAGUCUGUAAAUUUAUGAGGACUUGAUGUUGAUCACUUACUAUGUUCAGUUUUUUAAACAGGACUUUUUGAAAUGGACUGUUUAACCAUUUGAUUUGUGAAAUUUGCUGAUAUCAAAUGAAUUCCGACUUUCUGUCUUGUUGAAAGGGAUUUUGGGGAAGUUUUUUCUCCUUCUAAAUCAGAGUUUGAGGAAGUCUAAUUUACACAAUAUAAAAUCUUUUUAAGAAACUUGUGGCUUCCUCAGAUUUUGGCUAUGAAAAGACGGCUGACUACAUGACGUGUACAAGAUGAAUAAAUGACAUAACGUACGAGGA